This is a messenger RNA of Pipra filicauda (Wire-tailed manakin), 5999 nucleotides long. It is a transcript of the gene ODF1, whose product is annotated as outer dense fiber of sperm tails 1. Gene Ontology annotation, cellular component: outer dense fiber. NCBI's taxonomy places the organism in Eukaryota, Metazoa, Chordata, Aves, Passeriformes, Pipridae. Bases 5337 to 5876 code for a protein of 179 amino acids. The transcript is spliced from 2 exons. The record is from RefSeq and is a predicted model, not a curated record.
AUCAUUUGGAGUAUCCUAAAGCCCAUCUCUAUGGACUCCCCUGACAAGGCAGAUUCUGAGCAGACAGCUCCCUGGCUCUGCACCGUGGGCAAGAAGAGGCAGUCACACCUGACAUAAGCAGUGAAGGACAUCUUCUAGUUUCCAUCUCUUCAUUCUGCUUUUACAUUUUAGGAGAUUCUCAGCUUCAUGGGUUUUGAGAAGACCUUGACAACCACGGAUGCUAAAGGGAUCAGAAACAAUGAGCCAAAGAAUCUAUACUGUGUUUAACUUGUCUGUGUUGGGAUGUUGCCUUUAAGGUCACUGGGGGAGUAGUUUCAAGACAACCUGAGACUGACAAGGACUGGAUCAGAGAUGGAUGCUGUAGUAUAUGCAGUCCUUCAUCCUCCUCCUCAUGCCAGGUUAGAGCUGACUGUGCAGGAUCCUUAGGAGUGCAGCAGACUUGAAGCAGUAGGAUUUCCUAUUCCAUUGAUAAGUAAAGAACAUUUCAAAACAGUUCUUGCAAGUUAGGCUUAUUAGUGGAGUCACUUCCUUGACAGCCCCAAAUUUGUUUCAUUGCCUGAUCUUACUAGAAGUCAAAAUUCACCUUGACUUCUCAGGGCAAGGACCUGAUUAAGCUGAAGCCUUCAUCAUACCACAGUGGUUUUACCCUGCUGAUUCUCCAUGUCCCAGUAAUAUGGAGCAUCCACGCAUCAGCAUGUCACCAGCAAUUCCACAUUGCAUUUACGGCACCGGCUGACUUGCAGUGAAGGAGAACCACUAAGAGAUCCUCUUUGCCUGAGGGAGUACUGGAACUAUCCCACUGGCAGCUGGAGUAACACUAUGGCAGAAGUCCCUCCUUCCCCUAGGGAAAUGGAGCUGAGUUGGUUCUUGAAAUGACGGACAGCAUACCUUCAAGGUGGAGUUGAUCUGUACUCAAAACGAUUCCCAUUCAUCCACAUACCUCCUCAGAAGUGUUUGGUGCCUCUUUCAAGUGGGGCCAGCUAGUCAGACCCACAGAGACGUGAGUGCCACUUCCCCAUGCCUGAGAAGUCCCCAGCUCCACAGCGGUGACGUUGGCCAAGUCACCUGCACGAGGUUGGUUACUCCUCCAGUGUGUGUCCAUAAUUACCUCUCCAUGCCCAGAAGGGCAGGCAAGCUCUCCCACAGCUCACAGGAAAUAAUUACAGAGCAGCUCAUCUUCCUGCAGCAUGAAGCUCUUCCUGUUACAUCCCAGAGGCACCAGCAACAUUACUCAUAGUGGGUGAUGUUUCCCAGCAUGAUUCUCUCACCCCGGGUCAGCCAUCCAGCCCACUCCCACCUGGGGCUAGUCAAGCCCAGGACAGCACAUUGAUGCAGGGGAGCUGGGGAAGAAGGGGAGUAGAGAACAUGGCUCUGGCUGUGGGAAGCAGCCUAUCAAGAAAUGCUUGUUUAAUGCACAGCAGAUUAGCCUGCCUCAGGAAUGAACUGUUUCUGUAAAUCAAAUGGCUUCUCAUGAGUCAGGAGCCCAACCCUUUAUUACAGCAUUGCAUAUUUUCAGAAACGGAUGAAAAAGUAGCAGGCAUUUUGGAGAAGCUGUUUCACACUGCUGUGGGUCUACUUCCAAUUUAUUUGGCUGGUUGCUGUGCCACAUUCACAGCUCCCCAGCUUCACAUGUGGAGUAGCUGGAGGUGGUGCAGCAUGGUGCUGCCAUGGAAGAGGUACCCUCCCAUCCUGAUCCUUCCUUGAUAAAGGAGUUAAAGGCAAAGGCAGGUGACUUCUUGGGCCAGCUUUGCUGAAGAGAUGCCUUCUUAGCAGCUCCACCUGCAGUACUCCUCAUUCUCCUGAUCUGGAGGUGCCUUGAGUCUCCCUUGUUUUCUACAGGAGUGAAUGUUGGUCUCUGGUGGAGACCCAGCAGCCUCAGAAAGUCUUUUUACCUGCUUAUGGUGGUGCCUUAAGGCACAAUACCUGCCUUCAGGAAGUGGGCCUCACAGCCAUGGCAGAGAGCGAGCUUGUGUGUCAUUGUGUGUUGUCCUUGUCUGGUGAUAUAUGGUGGUAGCUGAGGGACUACCCUCACCCCAUAGGUAGGCUGGAAGAAGCUGGGAAGUGGGACCCUCAUUCUUCACUUCCCUAUAGCUCUGCUUUGUGGAGAGAGGUGACUCCCCACCAUCACUGAUGGAGUCUGUGGCCACCAUGUCUCUCACAAGGCACCAUACAGGCUAUUUUUGUUUGGGUAGUUUAGCACAACAAGCACUGUGGAGAGUGGAGUGGAGUAGCCCAUAGCCUGGAGGCUCGGGAAGACCCUGUGUCCCUGCAAGCUGAUGCACUCUCAAUGAUGAGCCCAGAGUGUGGGCCUAGCAGGCUUUUCAGGGCUGGGAAAGUCUGAAUGAGUACUGAGUUGUUUAAAAUAGCUUUAGCUGCCUCAUCAGUCAUCUACUCUCAGUGACGUUGCAGACGAUACCAAGUAUACCAUGAUCUUUUCAGAAAGAAGCAAGACUAUGAGAGAAGGCUGGGAGAAAAGGCAGAGAGAAAAUAGAGUGUGGCAAGACAGACAUUCUGGAUUGUUUGAAGUGUGUAGCCAAAACCUGAAGUCAGUUUAUGGAUCAUCUGUGUACCUCUCUCCCACCAACUGAGCUAUGUCAAGCCUGGGCUCGAAAGGAUUCACCAGCACAGAGGGGCCCAGGCGGUUGCUUUGGCAUCUCUAAGGAAAAAACUUGCUCCAUCCAACCUGUCACUGCUGUGGUAUCAAUAUCAGGCCAGACAUUUUUCCCCCAAAGAGUGAUGGGUGAUAAACCUUGUCUUUAUCCACCUGAGCAAGUCUGUCACUUCCCCACCUGUCCCCCAUUUCUCUCACUGUAAAAGGAGCAGGUAACAUCAGUAAUUCAGGGAUUUUUAUUGUUAACAUUUGUUGGUUUUUGUGUACCAGGCUGAGGGGGGAUCUGAGUUCUCAAAACCUUUAAGACCAUGGGUUUCUGUGUAAUGCCAGCACCCAAAGGGAGUGAAAGCCUGGAAAGGGAUACCAGACAAUCCAUCCACUGCCAUUGUUUGCCAAGAGAACCAAAUCAGUCUUUCCCCUCUGAAUGCUUUUGAGCUCUAUUUCCUAAGAAUGACAUCCACAGAUGUCCUCUGUGGGGGCACUACUGGAAAUGAUCAUGUAGGGCUGAGAAUGCUGAAACUAAAUUUGUAAUACUCAGCUGCUGUAAUCUGCAAACAGUGCUAAGUGCUAGAAAGAGGCAGCAGCCGCCCUGCAAAGCUGUUUUCAAGUACAUAUGAUCAAGAGAGUCACUUGUCAGCCACAGCAAGUGCCCACUUCUGCUCAGACUCCAGGAAGUCAUGAGGGUGAUCACCAUGCAGAUCUUUACAGAAAUACCAUAAAACAUGAGAUGAAAAAUAACUAUUGAGUUGUCUAGUCUAGCCACUUAUCCAUCCCUUAUAAGUACAAAGUGAAUGAUUGGCACCAGAAGACCAAAGGUUUAAAGUAGGGGUGUUUAACUAAAAACAGCAAUAAAGGUAUGAAGAAAGCAACUCUGCUAGCUGCUAGCAUACAAUUCUGGCUUAGCUGCUGCAGUAACAGGAAACAAGGCUACAAAUUACUUUCAUAGCUCUGUAUUUCCAUUUGGUUUAAAAACUACAGCCCAGUUUUCAGAAAAAAUACAUUACAAAACUCAUUACAAAAAUGAGGUUUUAUUAUUUUUAAGCACUGAUUGCAAAUAUAAGUGCAGGUAUGCAGCUGGUGUGAAAGGGCCCCCCGGGGAUGAACAGCUCCACACAGAAGUGUUUUGGGAAGGCUCUGUAAACAGGUGUUGCUACCCCUGGGUUCACUGAUUCCACAGAGGGCACUCACUGACACAGUGUUUCAUCCUGCAGGAUUUUCUGGGAGGUUUUGGGACAUAGUAAGAUAAGGCAAAGCCCGUGCUGUUCCCAACACAUGGCAAUGCACACCAGGAGCACUACUGGAUGCCGUGCUUCUGCCUGUGAUGAUGGGAUGGGAAACAGGGCAGAGGAGAAGAGCAGCAGUUUGGCAGAUAUCUGUUUGAUUGAUACGUGUCCACAGACACCUAGUUAUCCUAUGUAAGAUGUGUGGUGACACCCUCCAAGGUUAUUUUGCCUGCAGGUCCCUCUGCUCAGUGCUCUGCUUGUGGGUCAUGCUGAUGAUCUCCAGGUCUGGGAACAGUCUCCCUGGGUGCGAAUGCCUGCAGGGAAAAGCUCUCAUCCCCUAGUAUAAAGAUGCAACCCAAAGGAGUCAGCACCCUAUGGGCACCACUGCCUGCAGACCUUUCUCAGUCUCCUGAGGUGCUCGUGGUGAAUCCUCAACCCCCCCAGUUUCGCGUGUCAGGAAGGUUUAACUUCAAAUUAUUUUCAAGCUGUUGUUUUCCCUGCAGAAAUUUUGCGUUGCUACACAUCCUUGUGUUCAGCAUCUUUGCUUUGUAGUGGCUCUCGUGGUCCGUACUCUGUCAGGAUGCUCAGUUCGAGUGGUUUUCUCCAGACCUCAUCUCUUCAGAUGAGGCAAACAAAACUCCCUCUGGGAAAUAAAGGGUUCAGAUUCACCAGGCAAGAGAGACCUCCUAAAGGACUCUUUCAUGUAUAGCCAAAGAAACUAGAGAGUGUCAGAUUUCAAAGGCAAAACACUGCCAUCAGAAAGGUGUACAGGCUCCAUACAGAAUGGACCCUUCACAACUUGGCAGCCUUUGAAUUCAGCUUUUAAAUAAAAUCACUGAAAAAGUGAUGCAAAAGUAAUAACACAUAAGGAAAGGGGAUUUUUUUAUGGAUGAAACUACCUUUCAAUAUAAAAUAAGCUGUCUCUUUUGAUUUAAUGAUAAGUCAAACUCAUAUUUUGUCUUGGGAAAAUAACACAUCAUCCAGCUCACCACUGGGUAGAUGCCUGAGAGACGAGGGUGUUGGUUCUGCUGAGGCUUGGAUUAGCUUCUGUAUCACUGGCAGAUAUGGAGGGAAUACGGUUCAUGUCUUGGGCUCCAGCACUUCAUCAGAGAUGAUGGGGUGGAAAGCUGAUGGUGAAUGUAAUUCCUGGGAAUUGUGGACAGCCACACCGAAGCAACAUUGUGCAUGAAACCACAUCCAAGUUAUGCUCCCAUGGCCUGUGGCUCUGCUGCCUGGCCACUGUGCACAUACCCCCACUGUGCCCCAACCCCCCGGGGUGUGUCCCUGGGCUCCCCUGGUCCAUCAGGGGAGUGGCAGCAGCAGGUGUGCACUGACUGGGCUGCAGUUCCCAUGGCGACUGUGGAACUGUGACCCUUGAUGUCAUAAGGUGCCUGCUGGAAGGCUGCAGGAGCACCUGUGGCUCUGCUCACACGCUCUCCACCAAAUGAAAGUCUCGAGGCACCUGAGUUCAUUCAUGCCCUGACACACUUUGCAGCGUGGCAAUGUCGGCGCGCGGUUGCUUUCCGGAAGACACCAGCCAGCACCUGAGGCGGAUACAGCGGCAGGUGAGGCUGCUGGACCUGCGCCUGCAGCUGCUCCGUGAGAAGCUGCUUGCAGCCCGCCUGCAGAGGAUGAUGACCUGUCACCGCUGCUGCCUGCAACUGCCUGAACCCCGGCCCCCGGCAAGAAGAGCCCUCCCCGCAAGGCUGGAUGUGGAGCGACGAAUCAACAGAAUACAAAGAUUUAGCAGGACAUUGAAUUCGUCUCAUAGUCAGUGUCAUUUGGCUUUGAUCGACAUGAAGGAUUUUGAGCCCAGGGAUGUCAGUGUGGAGGUGAAGGAUGGGAAGGUGACGGUGUUAGCAGAGCACAGGGAGGAGCGCAACACCCCAGUGUUAAAGACAUGUAACUACAGAAAAUUCAUGAAGGAGUUCAACCUGCCACCAGGGGUGAGCGACGACGAGGUGACCUACUCUCUGGAAUCCAACAGCGUCAUGAAGAUUGAAACGGCACCCAAGGGCUGCCCUCAGCUCCAGGACUACUGAGCUGAACCCAGGCACAGUCAUUCCUCUGCCACAUCCCUUCUACCCACCAGCUUUAAGUCUGUCCUGCUAACUGUGUGCUAACAACUUCUCUCACCUCUUCCAAAAAAGAAGACAGCACUCUGA